Messenger RNA from Funneliformis geosporum, 636 nucleotides. The record is from the annotation of a GenBank genome assembly. NCBI's taxonomy places the organism in Eukaryota, Fungi, Glomeromycota, Glomeromycetes, Glomerales, Glomeraceae.
AUGAAUAAAAAAACAGAAAGCAAACUUAAUAAUUCAGAAAAAACGCGAAAGGAUUCGGAAAAAUUGACACAACAAACUGAGGAAAAAAAGCAAGAUAUAAUUGAGAAAGAAGAUAGCCAAAAGGUUACUGAACAAAAGCCUUUAGAAACUACUGAUCUUAAAAAGGAAAUCGAGGUUUUAAAGGACAAAAAUCUUCGUUUGUUGGCUGACUUAGAAAAUCAAAAAAAAGGUUUUUUCCAGGAAAUGGAAAAAAUGACUAAAAUGUUAAAGUACAAUGUUAGCAAGGAAUUAAUAGAAAAGGUCUUGCCAUUAUUUGACAGUUAUGAUAGGGCUAUUAAAAUUAGUCAAACUUAUCAGGAUCCAAAAAUUAAACAAUUUUUAGUUGGAUUUCAAAUGACGUUUGCUGAGUCUCAAAAUGUUUUUUUUGAAAGAGAAGGAAUAGAAGAAAUAAAAAUUACUCCUAAAAAAGAUACUUAUAAUCGUGAAUUGCAUAACCCGCAACAAGUGGAAGAAAGUAAUGAUUAUGCCGAAGGAACGAUUUUAGAGGUGCUUAAAAAAGGAUAUCUUUACCAAAAAAAAGUUCUUCGCCCUGCCGAAGUAAAAGUUAGCAAAAGGAGAAGCGAAAAAAAUAAAUAA